This is a messenger RNA of Elephantulus edwardii (Cape elephant shrew), 2337 nucleotides long. RefSeq names its product E4F transcription factor 1 (gene E4F1). The record is from RefSeq and is a predicted model, not a curated record. The coding region runs from base 1 to 2337 and encodes 778 amino acids. The transcript has 14 exons. Gene Ontology annotation, molecular function: DNA-binding transcription factor activity, RNA polymerase II-specific; RNA polymerase II transcription regulatory region sequence-specific DNA binding. Lineage: Eukaryota; Metazoa; Chordata; Mammalia; Macroscelidea; Macroscelididae. Gene Ontology annotation, biological process: regulation of transcription by RNA polymerase II. Gene Ontology annotation, cellular component: nucleus.
AUGGAGGGUGCGAUGGCAGUGCGGGUGACGGCCGCUCAUACGGCAGAAGUCCGGGCCGAAGCCGGGCGGGAAGCUGACGGGGGCGGGGUCGCUGCGACAGCGGCCUUGGCCCCCAGCGGCUUCCUCAACUUUCCCGCGCCGUUCAACGAGGAAGAUGAAGAUGAUGUGCACAGAUGUGGCCGCUGCCAGGCUGAGUUCACGGCUCUGGAGGACUUUGUCCAGCACAAGAUCCAGAAGGCCUGCCAGCGGACCCCACCAGAUGCCCUGCCUGCAGCCCCUGCUGCCACUGAGCUGCUGGGCCAGGAGGUAAGCACGCCAAUCCCUGCUGCCCCAGCCCCUGAGGAACCUAUUACCUUGGCCCACAUUGUGGUGGAGGCGACCUCUCUGGCAGCAGAUCUCAGUCAUGAGCCCGAUAUUGUGGGUGAUGGGCACAUCAAAGAGGUGAUUGUAGCAGCAGAAGCGGAGGACCCGGGGCAUGGUGAGGAGCUGGCCGAGGGCUCCUCGCUUGUCGAGCAGGGGGAGCCAGCCCAGGUCCAGCUGGUGAUGAACAAGGACGGUCGAUAUGUGUGCGUGCUGUGCCGGAAGACCUUCAAGACAGGCAGUAUCCUCAAGGCCCACAUGGUCACGCACAGCAGCCGCAAGGACCAUGAAUGUAAGCUGUGUGGGGCCUCCUUCCGGACCAAGGGCUCACUCAUUAGGCACCACCGACGACACACGGAUGAACGCCCCUAUAAGUGUGCCAAGUGUGGAAAGAGCUUCCGGGAGUCAGGGGCACUGACCCGCCACCUUAAGUCCCUCACUCCAUGUACGGAAAAGCUGCGCUUCAACGUCACCAAGGACCUGGCUGUUGGCAAAGAGGAUGGGCUUGCAGGGUCAGGCACUGCCAGCCUGGGGACGGUCACCUCAUCAUCAGUGACGGGUGAGCCCAUGGAGGCGUCGCCUGUGAUUCACCUAGUGACAGAUGCCAAGGGCACAGUCAUCCAUGAAGUCCAUGUACAGAUGCAGGAGCUGCCCCUGGGCGUAAAGACCGUGGAGUCGGAGCCUCUUGGGCCCGAGGAGCUGCCCUCCACCAGUGAGGGGGAUCGUGAAAACCUCCUGCACCAGGCCAUGCAGAACUCGGGCAUCGUCUUGGAGCGCGUGGCAGCGGAGGACGGGGACACCCUGGAGCCGGCCCCUGCCCCAGAGUCCAGUCCUCAAGCCGUGGGAGAUGGUUCCACAGGGCUGCCGCUGCUGGCCAUGGAGCAGGUAGACACACAGGUGGCCAGUGAGGCUGCAGGAGUGCCCAGAGGCCACCCAUGCCCUCAGUGCAGUGAGUCCUUCCCCACGGCUGCCACGCUGGAAGCCCACAAGAGAGGCCACGUAGGCCCGCAGCCAUUCGCGUGUGCGCAGUGCGGCAAAGCCUUCCCCAAGGCCUACCUGCUCAAAAAACACCAGGAGGUCCACGUGCAUGAGCGCCGCUUCCGCUGUGGAGACUGUGGGAAGCUCUAUAAGACCAUUGCCCAUGUUCGUGGCCACCGGCGCGUCCACUCGGAUGAGCGGCCCUACCCCUGCCCCGAGUGUGGCAAGCGCUACAAGACCAAGAACGCCCAGCAGGUGCACUUCCGGACACACCUGGAGGAGAAACCACACGUGUGUCAGUACUGCAGCCGUGGCUUCCGGGAGAAGGGCUCACUGGUGCGCCAUGUGCGGCACCACACAGGGGAAAAGCCCUUCAAGUGCUACCGCUGCGGCCGGGGCUUCGCUGAGCAUGGCACGCUCAAUCGGCAUCUGCGCACCAAAGGAGGCUGCCUGUUGGAGGUGGAGGAGGUGCUAGUUCCGGAGGAGGGCCCUGCAGCUGCCACGGUCCUUGCGGAGGACCCCCACACUGUGUUGGUGGAAUUCUCAUCCAUGGUGGCCGACACCCAGGAGUACAUCAUCGAGGCCACCGCAGAUGACGCAGAGACCAGUGAAGCCACCGAGAUCAUUGAGGGCACCCAGACAGAGGUGGACAGCCACAUCAUGAAGGUGGUCCAGCAGAUUGUGCAUCAGGCUGGCGCUGGGCACCAGAUCAUAGUGCAGAACAUGACCAUGGAUCAGCAGACUGGCCUGGGCCCUGAGGCUGGCACUGACACUAUCACCAUCGCCACACCUGAGAGCCUGACUGAGCAGGUGGCCAUGACACUGGCCUCAGCCAUCAGUGAGGGCACCGUGCUUACAGCCCGUGCCGGGGCCAGUGGUGCUGAACAGGCCACUGUGACCAUGGUGUCUUCAGAGGAUAUUGAGAUCCUGGGUCAUGCGGGCGAGCUGGUCAUUGCCUCGCCGGAGGGGCAGAUUGAAGUCCAGACAGUCAUCGUGUAG